AUCAUUGUCUUAUUAAUUCAUACAAAGAAGUAGCAAAUAACCUUCGAAUAUAAUUAGCUUCUAUCAUAUUCAAAUCUAAAAAUGUCAACCAACAUUGAUAUCCAAGAGUCAAGCAAAGAUACCAAAGGAAAAGCUGUUUUAGUUACAGCCCCUGCAAGGCCAGGAGGAUGGAAAAAGGGCAUAGCAAUAAUGGAUUUCAUUCUAAGGUUAGGCGCCGUAGCAUCUGCUCUCGGCGCUGCUGCCACGAUGGGAAUGAGUGAUCAGACUCUCCCUUUCUUCACCCAGUUCUUUCAGUUUGAAGCUAGCUAUGAUAGCUUUACUGCCUUUCAGUUUUUUGUUAUUACAAUGGCUAUAGUGGCCGGCUAUUUGGUCUUGUCUCUACCCUUCUCUAUAGUAGCCAUUAUUCGCCCCCAUGCAACUGGACCAAGGCUUUUCCUCGUCAUCCUAGACACCGUAUUUCUUACUCUAGCUACUGCUAGUGCUGCUUCAGCUGCAGCUAUAGUUUACUUGGCACACAAUGGUAAUCAAGACACAAACUGGCUUGCAAUUUGUAACCAAUUUGGAGAUUUCUGUGCACAAACAAGUGGAGCAGUUGUGUCAUCAUUUAUUACUGUGGUUGUUCUAGUUCUGUUGAUCGUGAUGUCUGCUUUGGCUAUUGGGAAGCAUUGAAAAAUUAAGAUUUAAUUAUGAGAUAUCUUGAAUUACCUAUGUUAAUUUUGUGCAUGUUUGUUCUAUUUCAUAAAUCUCUUCAUUAGUUUGUGAGGCUUUAUAGUCAUCAUGUGACAAAGUGAUUAUUACAUGUAUCAAUUUCGUUAGAUGUUGUGAUGGAAUAUUUUGUACAAGAUUUGUGAUUUAUAAACGUUUGUAUCAAUGUAUUUAAUUUUGGUUUAA
Molecule: messenger RNA, 891 nt
Organism: Trifolium pratense (red clover)
Lineage: Eukaryota; Viridiplantae; Streptophyta; Magnoliopsida; Fabales; Fabaceae
Product: casparian strip membrane protein 1
Exons: 3
Coding region: 82-669 (195 amino acids)
Source: RefSeq, a predicted model, not a curated record